Eleginops maclovinus (Patagonian blennie) is the source of this 9681-nucleotide messenger RNA. RefSeq names its product CREB3 regulatory factor-like. The transcript is spliced from 11 exons. Gene Ontology annotation, cellular component: nucleus. Gene Ontology annotation, molecular function: DNA-binding transcription factor activity, RNA polymerase II-specific; RNA polymerase II transcription regulatory region sequence-specific DNA binding. The coding region runs from base 466 to 1947 and encodes 493 amino acids. Lineage: Eukaryota; Metazoa; Chordata; Actinopteri; Perciformes; Eleginopidae. The record is from RefSeq and is a predicted model, not a curated record. Gene Ontology annotation, biological process: response to unfolded protein; regulation of transcription by RNA polymerase II.
CGCAAAGGCUGUGCAACUCACCCUCCACCUCUCUCAGAAUACAUGUGGAGAGAGAGUGUGUUUUUGGAUGUCAAACAGACAUAAAACUUUUAUUAUAAAGGGAAUUAGAUCCACGAGUGCUUUUAUUCUCCCAUCUCCAAAACGCAGCCAGCGACUCCCGUGGACUAACUUCCUGCAUGUGGCUGUCGCUACACCGGGGAUCCUGAGACUGUCCAAUGCGCGCCUGUCCGUGGAUGGUGCGUAAUAAUCAUCUGGAGAGGCCGAGGCCGACAUUUUACCCCGGUCCGGAGGAGCCUUAACUCCGAAGGGGACAUCCGAGGACACGCUAUAAGGCUGUAGGCUGAGAGCUGCAGGGCUGCGACAUGUGAGAGGAGCUCAACCCCUUCACCCUCUCAACUCUCAAACUCGGCAGAAUUCACUUGCACCUACGUUGCGACCGCGACCUGACACCCUCCUGCCUCGGGCAUGCCUCAGCCGGGCAUGAAUGGGAUGGAGCCUGCGUUUGGCGAGGCCUACGGGGGGCACAGGGGUCUGUUGAGCCCCUACCCUCUGGCCAUGUCACCACAAGGGGGCCGGACCGAGUACGACCAGAGCGUGCUCCUCAUGCUGGGCUCCCCGGCAUCGCCAAGGAAACGGCCCUUUGAGUUGCUAAGCGACCUGGUGGACGACGGGGGCUUCGGCGAGGACCUGCUGCACCCCGAGCGCUGGGACGUUUCGGCGCUGGACGAGAUGGCCCGAUACACCAGGCUGGGCCUCGGGGUGGGGGGGGAGCUGCUGGCCUGCUCCGAGGAGGCGGUGCUGAUGAACCGCUGGGGGAGGAGCCGCGAGGAAGAGGAGGAUGAGGAGGAAGAAGAGGAGGAGGUCGCACAGGAGGUCCAGGCAGGGAGGGAGGAAGGGCGGAUCCCUGUUACAACCCAGAGGGAGUUAAGUGUUGCCGGGAACGAGGGGGGAGUUUCCAAGGAGGUGUAUCAGGUGGCACAGGAAGAAGAGGAGGCGGCUGCGGCAGGAUUGGCGUUGGAGCAUUGCAGCGAAGAGCAUAACUACUCCCUGAGCCAGGGGGAGGAGCUGGGGGCGGGGCAUAACAUCCCCCAGACAGAGGGGGAGGAGGUGCAGGAGGAGGUGCAGGGGGGAAUGGAGAAGAGCCAGGAUAAGACUGAGCUGGACGAAGAGGAGGAGGAAGAGGAGGAUGAGGAAGAGGAGGACGAGGGAGCGGAGGAGACAGCGGUGGAAGCUGAGCUCUCCAGCUCCUCAGAAACUGAAUGUGAGGUGGAGGCGGAGCCUGUGAGGCAGCCUGGCGAGCGUCCGUCGAAGCGUCGCUGCUUCUGGGAAUACCGCCGUGCUCGAGAGUCAGCCACCAAGAAGAAGCUGGGCGGAGACGUUCACUGGUCUCUGUCCUGGAGCUCCAGCACGCUGCCCAGCACCCUGUACCGCAGAGAGGGUAAGAAGGGGCGCCGCAAAGCUCGCAAGACGGACGCCAGCGACCUGACGCCGAACCCCCAGAAGCUGCACAACAUCGGGGAGCAGCUGCAGAAGCUGAACGCCGCCAUCGACGGGAUGGGCCCCGUCAACGAGCUGCCCGCCGUGGCCCGGGCUCGGUCCCGCAAGGAGAAGAACAAGCUAGCCUCCAGGGCCUGCAGGCUGAAGAAGAAGGCUCAGCACGAAGCCAACAAGAUCAAACUGUGGGGGCUCAACCAGGAGUACGAGAGCCUGUUGGGAGCCCUGCUGCGGAUUAAAGAGGUGAUCCGGCUGCGGGUGGAGAGCAGCGAGGAAGAGGAGGAUGAUGAGCGAGGUAUGACCCAGCGGCUGGAAGACAUCCUGCGAGAGUCCAGCGGUCCUUUAGUCGCUGGGCGGACCAAAGACUUUGUGCAAAGGAUUUUGGCGGCCAGUGCGGGCGGCCAGAUCCAGCGCAAAGAGUCUCCGCGGGGGGGGGAUGAGGUGGAAGGCUAAACUCACCUAAACAUCCCGUCUCUCCACCUUCCUCCUCCAUCUUUCCACGCCUUGCACCAACCAACCAACCAAGCAGUCUGACCUGAGGAGCUGCCCCUCUUCCUCUCCGGCUGUACAGGGAGGAAGAGGAGGGGGAACAACAGCAUGGUUUCCAACAUCAGGCCAGACCUGCUGCUGCUGCUGACGUCUCUGUAUUCUGUGUGUGUGUCUGUGUGUAUGUGUGUGUGUGUGUGUGUGUGUGUGUGUGUGUGUGUCUGUGUGUCUGUGUGUGUGUGUGUGUGUGUGUGUGUGUGUGUGUGUGUGUGUGUGUGUGGACAUGUAUAUACAUCCAGUACAAGCGUCGUCCCCCCCCCUGUGUGCUGUAUUUGUUUCCCAGUGUGCCUAUGAAUAGACAUUGCACUGUUUUCGUAGAUGGUCUUAGUUUUUAUUCGGCAGGGGGGGCCGGUAGUGAGGCGAGGGCGCGGGGGGUGCAUCUAAGGAUAAGAGGAAGUGCACAAAAUAAGGAAGUGGGAGGAGCGUGAGCCUGCAAGACAAAGAAGCGGGUGUGUGCUUGGUCCCACAGAAGCACUUCAUACCAUUGGGAUUGCAUCAGAGAAACGUCGGUAAGAAGUCCUGAAGCCAGAGCAGCUGGUGAUGGAAACAACCGGCUGUUUGUUGUGGGGGGAAAAAAAAGUCCCUGCAGCUUUAAUCCCGAAACUUAACCCCCUCCCCCAACCUUCACCCCAUCAUAAUGAAAGUUAAAGAGAAAAAUGCACCUUAAUCCAAACUGACCAAAGAUACUGCUGAAGCACUCUGACACCAAACUGCUGCCAUUAACACUUCCUUCUGUCCUGCUACGUGAGUAUCCUGUUUGCCCGCAAGCGUCCUCUAAAGCAGUCGUUUUCAACCCGUGUGCCGUGACAGAUCGUCAGGUUAGCUGUGGAAAAUUGUCCAAUUUCACUUAAUGGGUCCAAAAGAGUACCAUUUAGUUGCUGCUCCAACCGUUUCAUGGUCCCGAGUUCACUGAAAAAAAGUUGACUCUGAUUAAAUGCACUUUGUCAACAAAUAUCACAUAGUAUACGAAAGCAAUACUAUUCAGUUCAACCCAUUGUGUUUUAUUUCAACUAUUGCUUUCAACUAACCUGUUACAGUUGUGUGGAAUCUAUUAACAUAAUACAUCUAAUUAAAGUCAAUGCUUGUAUGGAUAUCUGACAGAGACAAGAGGUCGCCAUUUAAUCCAAACUGGGCGACAUCCACCAAGACAAAGACACCUCCCUCAUGUCUGUUCAGCAAACGUGCAGCUACAGCAGGUUUAGCUUAGCUUAGCAUUAAAGAAAUGGAGGGAAACAGCUAGCCUUGCGCUGUCUGAUUGCUACAAAAUCCAACUACUCAAGCUCACCGUUUUUUUCUUGACCAGUAGCCAUUGGUUCAUUGAGUCUCCACACAGGCAGAGGUGUAAGUUAACUUUAGAGGCUAGCUGUUUCCAGUCUUAGUUCUGUGCUAAGCUAACUAUCCGAAUGAUAUCCAAUUAGCAAUUCUGACAUUUGAUCAGUGGCGGUGACGUGCCAAAUCCAAAAGAACAACAUAACAUUUGGAUCAGUAUUUUCAGUGCCUCUCACGAAACACCUGUAGCUUUAAAACAAGAGCAGGGACUAUUUAAUGUUAACAAACUGAGAAACUGGUCACUUUUAAUGAGAGAGAGAGCGACUCUCAAAGCUGCUCAGGAGCUGAACUCUUAGCCAUAUUGAGGGACGUGUCAUGAAAUGAUCCUUAUACAUGUAUGUGUUUGUUUUUUUUAUGAACGUGAAACAUGUACCACGGCUCAAAGGUGGAAAACACUGCUCUAAAGGAUGACAUUGCUGGACUUUUAAAAUCCCUUCUCCUUAAAUGCACUACUACGGACCUGAGAGCAGCGGUGUCACAGACAGGAAAUGACUGACACUUUAUUAUUUUGUCUGCAGCUCUUUUAUUAAUCACUGGCUUUAUGUUUGUAACCCGCUAAAGGGAAGUGUCCUCAAUGCCUCCCCCAAGCCCUCCCCUCAACCCCUGACCUGAUUAUGUAGCGCACCUUCCUGAAUUGCAAUGACGAAUAGAGAGAAACACUUGUAGAUCUAGAAAGCAAAUAAUUUGUUUUUUUACUAUAAUUAUUUUCUUGUUAUUCGGCCCACACAGUGGGUGUCAGUCUUUUGAACUCUGCCUUUCUUCUGUGGUCUUUGCUGAAGCUGUAGACCAACCUGUCCACGGUCUCUAAAUGUUGUUGGACGUUAAACACAAAGUAAAGGACCCUUUGAAUUGCACUGUGGUAAGAGCAACUAAGCACCUUUUCAAAAAGAGUGCUUCAGGUCCUCCCGAAGAGGAAAAGGACUCUUUAGUCGGCACCUUUUUGUCUCAAGACAGAUAUUGAUUGAGAGGCUUCGUGACGUCUCGGUUUGUUUCGGUGCUACUGUACGAUGUUAAAAAUAAGAAGCAAUGCAAACUGAGCGUCAGGCAUCAGGCAGGAACAGCUGACUGGGGUUUGGCCUGCGAGCACGUCCUGUUGUAAUAGGUAGUUUGCAUAAUGACGCCUUUCUGAAGUGCCUGGAGCUUAGAGCCGCAGGGACCUGUGUUAUUAUGCCUGAUCUUAAACCCUAUUACAAGGUAAAGAGUAACCCAUGACUACUGCUCCCAGCCUGGCCUCACUUGACUCUGAGAGAAAGGAAAAAAUAAAAAGCAGGCCCCGUAUUUAGCCAAAUAAAAGUCAACCAAAAUAUUUCCCUUGCAGAUUAAAUCCUAUACAUGGAGCUGGCACGGGUUUCUGUGAACAUCAACUCUUGAACUAAAUGUCAAGGAACGGCUUUUCCUGUUUUGUUUCUAACCUUGACAAGCUCCAAUCUAGGCUUCGGUCCAAAGCUCCACAACGUGCUGGUCCUCCUAUGGAAACUCCACUUCCUGUCCCUCAGUCAGCAGAGAAACUUUAAACCCUUCACCUCAUCGAGGUCUUGCUGAAAAGCUGUGGACACAACAGUUGGAGGCAGAUUGUUUCUGCAGGUCUUUUCUUGGAAAUGUGGCUCAUGAGUAGAGUAAUGUAAACAGAGGGUUGUUCGGCUGGAGGAGUUUCACGGUAGCGGUCCGCUGCCCUGAUGCCAGAGACAGAUAGCAGCAGCACGAGGCUCUGAUCGAGAGGACGUUAGGGUUGUUUGAUGUGGGGUUAUAUGAGGUAUGUGCUGAGGACAGAGGCAACAGCAAAAACUUAUUUCAGCCACAUCAAAAGACUUAUAUUUACUGAUUAAAUUACAGGCCUUGUUCUUCUGCAGUGGACUGUCUAUCUUUUUAAUUUAUACACAGACAGGUUUUGGCUCAUUGAAAACAAAAGUCUGUGCCGAAGUUCAAUCCUGUUAAAUAAUAAAUAAAACAAAACAUAAAACGACAGAGCAAGUCCAUCUGGUGGCAUUGAAAAGAGAGUACAUGGAUAUAAAACUGCUUCGGUUCCUGGGGUGAAAUGGCUGUUUUGUGGCAAAAUCAGGCAGCGAAAAUGAUCCAAAAAUAGACGACCCUUUAACUCAUUUGUUCUGAGGUGUCUAAUAUGUUUUGCUGCUGCCCUCGUUCACAAAACGUUGAUUUACGUUCUUGCUCGUAAGCCAAACUGGUAAUACACUGAAUCCAGUACUUCAUACAACCCCACUUCAAUAGAAUCCGUUCCAUCCCUUCACCACAUAAUCGUGGUCAAGUUUACUUCCGAUCAUUUACAAGUUUGAGAAAACUCUGCUCUCUUUCUGCUGCUAAGAAGGUUUCUACCUCCUUCCUCUUUCUCUCGAGGCUCGGGAAGCUGAGGCUCUUGCGCUCGCUGCAACAACUAACAAACAAACAAACAAAGAGAGGAAACGGCAGAAAACAAAUGUACAUAUCAGUGAAGACUCAAAUGUUCCCAUCUGUCACUUCAGUGGAGGCUGGGGUCUCCGGGUUUAGGAGCGAUCCCACUUUGAAUGCAUAAGUUCGUCCUGAUGUUUUCCCUCCUCCAGAGUGGUGUUAUGUAACACUAAACACCAUCUGCUGUGUGCAUGCAUCUAUAUGCCAAAAACAGUUGAGUUUCUGCAACAGAUACAAGGGGAAAAAAAGACAAGACGCUGGAUUUAAUGCAACUAGUGAGCUGGUGUAAGGGCUUUGGUUCCUUCUGUAGCAUUAUUCCUCUUUGAAUACACGCUUUUGUACCCUGGAAGAUCCCUUUAACUGUAAAGCUUUAAUGGGUGUGCUGCCAGUUUUUGGCAAAGCCACGUCUUUCCGCUCACAUUCCUGACUCGCUUUCCCAGAACAGUUUCUGUUUGUGUACCUGGAAACAGGAGGCGGAUUUAGUAAGGGGAACGACCCCAAAGAUGUCUGCUGUUCGGUCACGUCUCCGUGGUCAUUAUGCUCAUUACAGGCUGAACCAGGAAUUGAUUUAAAAACACCGAAAAUGAUGCCAAGUCUGACCUAAUGACGAUGACUCUGCAGAAACUGGAUCAUCUUAUCAGUCACUUCCUCUUCGGAGACGUAAACACUCCUGAAGCUUUUCGGCCUUUCUGAGGAAGUGAAAGAGAAAGCUUUUCUGUCCUCAGAAUGAAAGUUGGAUGCACCCCAGCUGCUGGCAGACAGAGGAGAUUUAGCUAAGCUACUUCUGUUUAGUGUUUAAGUAAAGCUGCUAAAGAAGUGUUUUCAACCAUUAACUCAAUUCUGGUAUCAUUUGGCUGUGAUCCAUCUUCUGUUAUUCACUGUCUAGGAUCACUAUUCAUCAUCUCAAGGACGUACUAAGUGGCUAUAGUGCUGAAGUCAGUCAAUUCAAUGCAAUAUCUACUGAACCCUGCUGUGUAUUGUUCCAAGGGUCCUUUGUUCUGGGGGUCUAUCUUUGCUUUUCGAAAUUGCACAAGCUCUGCAGGAGAUAGACGUUGCAAAAUCCAUUCAACCACUGUGGAGGUAUCUAUGUCUAAUGUUAAGAAAAGAGUCUUUCGUGCAGGUUUGAGGGUGAUUUGUAGAUUAACGUUCGUAGACUCUGAGCUAUACGAGGCUGAAUUGAAAAUAUAGAUGUAAGGAAAACAUAAAUUGCACAUUUGACUUAAAAAAAAGGAUUUCAGAGGACUUUAAAUCUUUGAAAGGCUUCCUUUAAUGUGUUGUAGUAUCUUCCUGGUUUAUUGCACUCAUUGUGAGUUGGAUAAAAGCGUCAUCUAAUUUGAAUGAAAUGUAUUUAGAGGAUUCAGUUAGCUUAGCUUUGCAUCAAGAUUAGAAAUGGAGGGAAACGGCUAGCCUAGCUCUCUGAGUGGUUAUCAGCAGGACUUGUUCUUGACCAGUAGCCAUUGGAGUCCCAACACAGGCAGGCAUGCAAGUUAGCUUUAUAGGCUAGCUGUUUCCAGUCUGAAUUCUAUGCUAAGCAAACUAUCCGAAUGAAAUCCAAUUAGCAAUUUGAUCCCUGACGGUGACGUGACAGAAGGUGAUGCAGCCAAAUCCCUCCAAAAAACAACAUAACAUUUGGAUUAAUAUUCAUUACUUACAUUAUUUCCUAGCUUUCCCACUCUUUUGUAUCUGAAUUGGCUGCGUUUUAUAUCCUUUUAUGAAUUGAAUAUCUUUGGGUGCUAAACCAACACAAGCACUUAGAAAGCCUUCCAUUGGAAGCUGAGGACUUACGAUGGACAUUUUCUCCAUCCAUUUUAUAAAAAAUUACCAACAAAUGAAUACAAUUCGUUGUAAGUUGCACCUUUUAAUUUGCCUGAACACAUCGUCCCACUUUGGACCGAUCCAUUACCAGUGCUGGUAAGAUAUGCAGAGUCUGAAACAGCAUGUUAAACACUAAGUUGUAAGACGUGGAGAGGUAGAGUGGUAGUGACGAUGACAGGGAGACACUGUCCUCCCUUGCUCUCCACCUGAAUAGACCCAUCAGUAAGCCACACUGGUGGGACGCUGCUGACCUCCAGGUGCCCACCCCCCUGCCUCGGCCCCCCGACAUUGUCCGAGACUGUCGAGCCUCUCCGGUUUCAAAGGCGACGGGCCUCGCCGUACAGGAGGCCUGGGGAACGGCACUUAGUCUCCGAAUAGUUUAUCUGAAACCUCUUAAUCUCCACCUCCUCUGUCGCACUCUGACAGCUGCAGAGGAGGAAGAGGAGGAGGAGGAGGAGGAAGAGCUCCUUGCGUCCUCUUUGUUGCUGACCUGGAAAACUGGAUUUGGAUGGGUUCAGUUUAGAACUGCUGGUGCUCGUUGAGCUUUGUAUCACUGAAGCUUCGGUGUGUGCCUCUCAUGUCUCAUCACUACCUUUAGGUCCAGUUUUAAGCUUCUGUUUCUGGGAAAUAUAAAAAAUCUCCGGCGAUCUUUGAAACCAAGAUGGUAUUUAAAAGUUUCGCUUUUUAAUAGAGUGGUGCAGUGAUGACGUAUUAUUGUAGGAUGACCUGGAAGUUAGCCUUUUAACGGCUCCUUCGACAAAAACACUAUUGGAUUUUCCCAUUGGAUUUCAGAAUAUUGCUGAAAAUAAGCUCUUUGGCAAACAAACAUUAAUGAUUUCUUUAGUAAAAAGCUAAUGUUGGGCUAUAAAGGAACUACAGCACGGUCACAUGGCUUCACGUCACCACCACUAAGCUAAAGGCGGCUAAUGUUGGGCAUGGUGACGUUUAGUCGCCUCAUUUAGACACUUGUUAGCAACCGCCGUGAUGUUGUAAAUAAAAACAUCUUCAGCUUGUGUUAACCAUACAACCUUAUUUAAGGCGUCUAACCAAAAACCAGAUCAAAAAACUCUCGACAAGAGGGAACAGGAAGUGGUAAAAGUCUAACUAAUUUCCGGGUUUUAGGACUCAUUCCUGCACAGCUUGAUGAGCAUUUAAACAUACACUUUUGGGGGGAAAUGGGUCAAAAAUGCUUUUAUUCUGCAGUGAACAGAAUAUUAUUCAGAUCCAAUUACACAGAAUGAUUUUUCUCUGGACAUUUUCGCUAUUUAAUUAUAUUUUAUAGACCAUGUGAUUGGCCGAGCAAUGGGCCGAUUAAUGUCUUUACAUCUGAAGCUACAGUCAGAUAUGCUAAAUUAGCUUAGCUUAGCAUAAAACUGCUAGCGUAGCUUUGUCCGAAUUCAACAAAACCCAAACACCAGCACCUCUGAAGCUCAUUGUUGCAUCUCAUUGAAUAAUUUAUUCUUCAGACACACAAUACAUGUUCAUAUUAAUGUAGCAGUGUGUGCUACAUGGUGCUAGCAUUUCCUGAGUGGAAAAAAGUCUGAGAUUUGAAUCGCAGAUGCUUCAGUAUCUCAAACUUAAUGAUGAAACAUGAGAGGCAACACCUCGUUGAUUUAAACCAAAACAGAGUCAGUGGUUUUUCAGAGUAAAACCCCCCAUGUCUGGGUAAGAAUGAAACGAUACUCUGGUAUUAAACGCAGACUUCCUGUGGAGAGCAUAAGGAGGGAAUAAUCACAUCCCUGCUGGUUCUUCAGUGAGGAGAGAGACGAGCAAACAUUCCACUUUAACAUGUCAUAUAAUGUACAGCAAACCUUUCUCUUUAGCCCUUUUCUGUCCGUCUCUCCGUAACCACAAUACUACAGUUAUACUUCAGACCUGUUAACACAUUAACACAUCUUUAUGUACAACUCCUUCGUCAGUAAGUAACCUUUUAAAAAGAAAAUACAAAAAAACAAAAAUACAAGAAGUGCCGUACAAAUAGAAGCCUAAUAUUUUCUGUUUUGGUUUUGUGUGAGUGUACUGUACACCUGUAUAAUGUAUAUUUUAAUAUUUAUAUGCAGCUGUUGUAUUAAAAGUAUAUUUUUAAAAUAAAAA